This is a messenger RNA of Erpetoichthys calabaricus (reedfish), 3343 nucleotides long. It is a transcript of the gene ilrun, whose product is annotated as inflammation and lipid regulator with UBA-like and NBR1-like domains. Gene Ontology annotation, molecular function: ubiquitin binding. NCBI's taxonomy places the organism in Eukaryota, Metazoa, Chordata, Cladistia, Polypteriformes, Polypteridae. Gene Ontology annotation, biological process: macroautophagy. Gene Ontology annotation, cellular component: phagophore assembly site. The transcript has 5 exons. Bases 155 to 1006 code for a protein of 283 amino acids. The record is from RefSeq and is a predicted model, not a curated record.
GGCGUCUUCCUGUACGCCGAGACUGACGGCGGCUCGGCGCCUUGCGCAUGCGCCUUGGCCUUGUUGUCGGACUUGUUGUUAUGAGCGGCCAAGGCCUCGGACUAAAUUAGGAAAGAAACCCUUCCCCUCCCCAACACUGCCUGGGACGUCCACCAUGGAGGGCAUGGAUGUGGACUUGGAUCCGGAGUUUAUGCAGAAAUUCAGCUGCAUGGGGACCACCGACAAGGACGUCCUUAUCUCCGAGUUCCAAAGGCUGCUGGGUUUCCAGCUGAACCCGGCCGGUUGCGCCUUCUUCCUGGACAUGACUAACUGGAAUCUGCAAGCUGCCAUAGGAGCAUACUAUGACUUUGAGAGCCCUAACAUCAAUGCACCAUCAAUGUCAUUUGUGGAGGAUGUAACAAUAGGCGAAGGAGAGUCUGUGCCACCUGAUACACAAUUCACAAAAACCUGGAGGAUACAAAACACAGGUGCAGAAUCAUGGCCUCCAGGUGUUUGUCUUAAGUAUGUGGGAGGCGAUCAGUUUGGCCAUGUGAACAUGGUGAUGGUUAGAUCACUUGACCCGCAGGAAAUUGCUGAUGUCAGCGUACAGAUGCACAGCCCAACAGCACCUGGCAUGUACCAGGGACAGUGGAGAAUGUGCACAGCCACUGGGCUCUUUUUUGGUGAUGUCAUCUGGGUAAUCUUGAGCGUUGAAGUUGGAGGACUUCUGGGAGUAACACAACAAUUAUCCUCUUUUGAGACGGAAUUUAGUACGCAGCCACAUCGCAAAGUAGAGGGCAACUUCAACCCUUUCGCUUCUCCUCAGAAGAACAAGCAUGAUGGAGAUAACAACAGUCUCAAAGAUCCUGGAGGCCCGUGGGUGUCAUCAUCAGAUCAGAUCCAGCAGGAUCAAAAUGGACUGUCUCACAGCUCUGUAAAUAUAACACCAAACAGUCUCCAAAACAACCUAUCAGUAGUGACUUACAGUCAGGGUAUUCAUGGCCCCUAUCCUUUUGGACAGUCUUAAAACACGGGUAAUUCUCUAAAAAAUAAAUAAACAAAUAAAACUGAGGGGGGAGGGCAGACAUGAAGACAAAGCCUGCCAAGUGAGGUGGAACUGGACUAUCUAAGGGGGGGCUUGUUAUAGUUGAAACUGAUGCUUGGAAGACCUGCCCCUUCCUUCUCUUUCCACUUCCUGUGGCAAUCAGCAGUGAUAAGAAAUAGAGGAAGAAGAAGAAAAACAACAAAGAAAAAAUUCUAAAAAUGGCAAUUUGUUGUUUUUUUUCUCCCUUUCUCUCUUUUUCAUUCCCCAUUUUGAUUCUGGUAACUACAGCAAAUCCCAUGUAUGCAUGUGUGAAUGCUAAAUUAAAGGAGUGCUAUGAUUUGUUUAAAAGAAGAAACUGAAUUCACAAAGCUGUUGUGUGUAUUGUUUGUUUUGGGGUCCUUUUUUUAUGAAAUGUUCCUGUCACAGUUGAGAUUGAAUGAGUGAGUGAAACAGAGUGAAUGCUAAACAAAGAAAAGCCAUUUACAAAAUUAUUUUGCCUAAUGAGAGACUGUAGAUUUUGAGUAGAUGUUGCUGUCUUGUUUUGUAUUUUCUAUAUACUUGUUUCUUGGACAGUGUAUAUGUUUUUAGCCACAUCCUUUAUAUCCCUCCCUGUAAUUUUAAAGCCAAAAUUGUUAAAUUACAGAUAUUUUAUUUUUCCAAUAAAGUAUCCUUUCCACAAUUAUCAAGCUGCUCAUUAAUCAUGCGUGGACUUUGCAUCGCAUGAUCAGUGCUGCGUUGUAUUUUUGAUGCCUUCUGAGAUGUAGUAUUAAGAGGAUGCAGUUGGGCAGAAAUAAUGCAUAUUGUUCAUUACAGUACAGCCGUUUAGUGUUAAUUUUCAAUAAGGGUUAAUACUGAGCUCCAAGACACUAAUCAUGAAGGGGCAAUUCAUCGUUAUGUCAUCCUGAUAUGCAGUGAAUUAUGAAGAUCACUGACAGUCCCUCAAAGAUAUGCUUAAAAGCAUAGAGAAAUUGCAUAGACCAACAGAUCUACUACAAAAGUGUGUAUUCCCAUUUUAUGUGAGUGUAUGUGAUAAUAUUUUGAUUCUGCUUCUGUGUUGGGUCAAAUACAUAGUCCUUUCACAGUUUUGGAAGACAACUUUAAUGCCUCAUUCAGUGCAUGUUUUGGGAAAUUUGGCACUGCAUUUAAGUAUAAAAAAAAAAAAAAAAAAGAUGACCAGUGUCACGGUGUCCCAAAAUAACUCACAGGUUUGCACCAUAUCUGUCCUAAUAACUUUUUUUUUGUUAUUGCUUUUAUUCACUGUCACCCUCUUCGGAAGAUAUGCUUGAAAUUUCUUUGUGCCUCAUUUUACCAGAUAAUCUGUUUGCCUCUGCUACCAGAGGGGCAAGUCAAGAGGUCCAUUUCAUUCUUUGGCAAUGAUAACUUGAUUUGCUACAGCUCAUUCAGGCUGUUGUGUCAUUCCAUUUAAAAGCCAGAGCCAAGAUGCAAGCCACUUCCUGACUUGUAUCAUUUGGGAAGCUAUUCUAAUUUUUAAUAGAAUAUUGAAUGUGCCUUGUUAGUAAGCUUAGAAUCUUUAGGUUUUUGGUACAGACAUGCACUGAUUAUCUCACUAAAGGAUUUGUGAAGCUGUGAAUUGCUGUUCACCUGCACUGCAUUUUUGCUGACAAUCUUUCUCUUGAUACAUCAGUUGUUUUCUCACAGCACAGGAAAGUUCAGGAUAUUUCUUCCCGAUUUGUUUUAGGAAGGCUUUUUUGUAUAUAUUUUCCUAGUUUCUUUAAGCUUUGAAAUAAUUUAACUAAUUUUCCAUCACUGCCAGUCUCUUUGCUUUCUUUUUCCAUCAAUGAAGUGAAGCAUUCUUAACUUUAGUCCAUCUGUAUUAUCUGGGAACACUGUCACUGCCAUUUGGGGGAGUGGGGUGAGAGGUUUUUUUUUUUUCUUUUUUAAAUAAAGUUUAUUUUGUUUCUGCCUCAUAGUAGCCAUGUGUUAAGGUGGCUGUAUCAAAUAAAAACUGACACUGACUAUGUAGCCUUUGGGACAUUCAUAUGUUAUCAGUACUAAAAAUGCCUUAGCCUAAGUUGUCUUUUCACCUUCUUUACAGAUGUUCAUGAGAUGCUCUUUUCUCUAGCAUGUAGGAGCAAGUCAUAAUUUAAUAUGGUUUGUUAUUCUGAGGUGGCCAAGAGCUAGAGAACAUUGACGCUUCACACAUGUGGCACAAUACAGUGGUGUGAAAAACUAUUUGCCCCCUUCCUGAUUUCUUAUUCUUUUGCAUGUUUGUCACACAAAAUGUUUCUGAUCAUCAAACACAUUUAACCAUUAGUCAAAUAUAACACAAGUAAACACAAAAUGCAGUUUUUAAAUAAU